Messenger RNA from Haliotis rubra (blacklip abalone), 2746 nucleotides. RefSeq names its product fibroblast growth factor receptor 3-like. Gene Ontology annotation, biological process: protein phosphorylation; multicellular organism development; cell surface receptor protein tyrosine kinase signaling pathway. Gene Ontology annotation, cellular component: signaling receptor complex. Bases 435 to 2534 code for a protein of 699 amino acids. The record is from RefSeq and is a predicted model, not a curated record. Lineage: Eukaryota; Metazoa; Mollusca; Gastropoda; Lepetellida; Haliotidae. The transcript has 18 exons. Gene Ontology annotation, molecular function: transmembrane receptor protein tyrosine kinase activity; ATP binding.
ACUAAUACAGUUUGUUGGCGGUAAACACAUACUGACGACAGUACAGUUGUCCGCUCACAUCGUUAUAGCUGAGGUCUGAAUAAGCCUGAGUUUGUGUGAAUAUUGUUUUAUCUGUAUCAGAAUUGUGAACCACGAGGUCGAUGUAAUAAUUUAGUCAUCCAUGCCUGAUGUCGUCAUAACAUUACUCACUGACCGACUCCAUGCCUUCCGUGCAGAUCAGUUGAAGGUCCAUGCAGUCCGUGGAUGGUAAUGCUAACACACAGUGUGCGGGUACACGACCUUCCUUCGUGCCCCGUCACUCCGCCUGACGCUCCACGCUGGGAAACCUGAGGGUCUGGCUAACACGGAUAUAUGUCGGCCGCUGUGCAGGGUGGGGCCCUGACUCGACAAAACUGAUAGUCACGUGACUGUGCCCGGGGGUAGAGCGCAGAGCGAUGGCAGGAAGGAUUGUACUUGCGUUAGUGUGUCUGUUCAGCGUUGUCAGCGUUGGUUCAGCAGGAUUCCCCUCGGACGCCAGCGUGACCAUCGCCCCGUAUGGCUCAGUACAGACACCGACUGCUGGACAGGACUUCGUGCUCAAGUGUUUUAUAGACCACGGUCUUUUCGAGUAUGUUGAGGUAUUCUGGAUGAGGAAAUCGGAACGGGGCAGGGGGAAUCUGGAGCCCAUAUUCCCGCCUGGGACAGGCUCAGACAGCACAACUCAGAUCACUCCCGGUGUCACCAAAUACAGCAAGCGGUCAGGCUCUAGUUCCCCAGGAAAACAGUACUCUUUCCUCACGAUACAUUCUCUGACCUACAAAGAUGAUGGUGACUACGUUUGCGGUUUCUUCAGAGGCAAAUACAACUUGAGCGGCAUCUACGAGAUGAACGUGGAAGGUGGGCCAAAUAUAUCUUCAAUGGUCACGGAGAAAAAUGGCAUUGUGGGAUACCAUGAACUGAUCAAAGUGGAGUACAUCGCCCGACCCCCCCUCGACAGCGUCACGUGGUAUGGUCCAUCGGGAGACGUACUCGACACCAACACAUCCAGGGUGUACAUCAAGGAGUCGCAGCAGAGUGAUGCGAGGGGGUUGGUAAUCCUACACAUCACCAACUUCUCUCGUGACGACAAGGGGGUGUACAGCGUCGUUCUCAGCAACGACGUGGGAGAUGACAAUGUGGAGUUCGAGUUCCAUGCGGACCCCUUCCUGGAGGUCGUAACCCCCAACUCCACCACGUUCCCCCACGGCUCCACUGCAGUGUUCAUCUGUAGGGCCACCAACUUCAGGAGCCAGCCCAUGUUCAUGUGGCACCAUGGUUGGGCGAAGAAAGAUUUGCUGGAAAUGCCUGCUACCAGAAGCGUAACCUUGGCAACAGAGAAAAGCAUGACCAGCAAUGUGACCACGUGGAUGUCGACGGUGACGAUCCGAGGCGUCAACUACAAAUUUAUUGGCGUCAUUGAGUGUGCAGCGUCCGAACUCGGGGAGGUGUACGCCGAUAGCAACACCAUCAACGUUAUUGGGUCGCCGAUGAUCCAGUCCAGCAUGAGGUCUGUGCUGGCGCAGUUGGGGGAGACGGUGGAGUUGCAGUGUAACGUGUCGUCCAACCCGCCCCCCACACAACUGCAGUGGCUGUUCAACAGGAACACGGUCAAGUUCCAGAAGUUUGCCGCCAAUUGGACAUCGCGAGACGUCACUAUGGAAAUGAAACAUGUGGUGGAAGUGACAACAACAGAAGACUUUGGAAUCUACAUGUGUCAGGUGACCAACAUGUACGGCACCAAUGGCUACAGUAUCCACCUCAUCGGGGCCAUGUACAACUGGUGCAGGGGCAGAUUGUGCCCCAAGGACAAGCUCUGUGACGAGGAAAACAUCGUCUGCGUGUGUCCACAGGGAUAUGCCGAGAACAAGGAGGGCGUCUGUAAAGACUCUGCGCCACCGACACAGGCAGUGGAGACGUACGUGUGGGCGGCCGUGGGCGCCAGCAGCUUGCUCGUGGUCAUCUUGGCCAUAGGCAGCAUCCUGUAUAUGUGCUGGAAGAGACGGAACAACCUGCUCAAACAGAAACAAGUCAGGUCGGACAGAUUCGCACUUACCAACGCAGUAUACUCCCACGCUCAGUAUGCCACUUCUAACAUCUAUGAGAUUAUCACGAGACCCAGUGACGAGUUCCCGCGGGAACGCCUGAGAUUUCUCCACGCACUUGGAGUCGGCAAGUUUGGCCGGGUAAUGAAGGCGGAAGCUCUUAGCAUCAACCGCACAGGAUCCUGGGAAGAUGUAGCAGUCAAAAUGUGUCAAGAGUCUGCCACAGAUCUGGACAAAGAGGAUCUGUACAAUGAGCUGAUGAUCAUCAGGAAAAUCCCCAAACACAUCAACGUCGUCAGCUUCUACGGCGCCUGCACAUACGGAGAGCCUCUCCUUCUCAUCUUGGAGUAUGUCCCUGGCGGGGAUCUGCGCAACUACCUGCGCAGACGCCGACCUGCCUACGACAAGACAUGGGAGAGUCCAGUCAGUGUACAUGAGAGCCCCCCUAGCUUUGGAGGAAGUGUCCAAAGAUGAUGGAGAGCUGACGGCCAAAGAUCUACUGUCCUUUGCUUUACAGACAGCCAGAGGAAUGCAGCACCUUGAAGCCAACAGCAUCGUACAUCGUGACGUCGCUGCCAGGAACGUCUUGGUCGGAUACAACUGUGUGUGCAAGAUCUCGGACUUUGGUCUCGCGAGAGAUGUAGAGGGCGUGGACGUGUACGAGAGGACGUCCAAGGGGCCGCUCC